GGAUACAUGCCAUUCUGAUGAAUUGCCAAGGGCUGCUGACUUCUUUGUUUGCUCUGUUUACUGCCUGUAUUACCUGUUGUCAUUGUAGACUCACCUGUAGUCUUACCUAGUGGGAAGAAGAGACGGGAGGAGAAACCAGAGAGCGUUUUAGGACAAAAGGUAGAGGCGAGGUAAGACGAGUUGGAGGUUUUGACAACAAGAGUGAGCAGAGAAGAGAAAUAAUCGACAAGUAGCAAAAGAAGCUACCAACAUUUUCGCCUCCCACCAUGUCUUUGUCCAAGCCAGAGGAGCAGCUAGCCUAUGAGCUCAGCUGCCCCAUCUGCCUUCAGCUCUUCUCUGAUCCAGUGGUUCUUCCCUGUGGCCACAACUACUGUCAAGCCUGCAUCGGCAAGACCACGGACAAGAGCGACAAAACACUUCCACGUUGCCCAGAGUGCCGCGAGGAGUAUCAGGGUGUGGAUUCCCUGCAGAAAAACUUCAAACUCUGCAGCAUCAUCGAGGGUUACCGAGCCGCCACACCGCAGCUGGACAGACAGCCUGAGACUGAGCCGCCCGAGAGGAUGGAGGUUUACUGCGACCACUGUAUAGACGAGCAGACACCGGCUGUGAAGACCUGCCUGAAGUGUGAGGUGUCGCUGUGUUCCCGGCACCUUCAGAGACACCAGGAGAAGGAGUCGUUCAAGGCACACACUGUGGUGGAGGCCCUGGGUGAGCUAGGGGUGAAGGGCUGUGCCACCCACCGGCUUCCCCUCGAGUAUUUUUGUUCAAAGGACAUGACCUUGAUGUGCAGCGAGUGCUUUAUAGAGGGCCAUCACCAGAACCACGAUGUUCUCACCUUCAGUGUUGCCGAAGAGGAGAUGAGGCGAGCGCUGGAGAGCCGCAGCAAGGUGGUUUCUUGCAGGCUGCAGAUAACUGAGAGUCUUCUACAGAAGUCAGCCGAGGAGCAAGGAGCCUCUGAAGAUACAGGGGACAAACUGGUCAACAAGGCUGUCACUGUCAUGGACAGUAUAGCUGCACUAGUGUACAGGUACAGGGAGCGUCUGCAUGUGCUAUUGGAGGAGGAGAGACACCUGCGCAGAAAAAGCUGGCAGUUUGGACUGACUGCACUCGAAGAGCAACAGCAGCAGUUAGUGGAGGCUCAGCGAAGUGCCACGCAAGCCCUCAGUGAGACAGACGCAUGCAUGUUCAUACACAGGUUCAUGCUGAUUGAACAUAAGCUGAGAGAAGUUGUCACGGGAGCCAGUCCUUCCACGCUCCCCUCAAAGGCUCCGCUCAACACCAAGCGUCUACAGACGGGCCUCAAAACCCAAGACUUCCGCUCAGAAAUGACCCGCCUCCUGGAUUUCCUCCAUGUCCUCCUGAACCCCCUGGAACUCACCUUCAACCCAUGCAGCGCCCACCCCAGCCUGAUAGUCUCCAACGAUCUGCGCACAAUCAAGUACAGCCCCACCAAGCAGCCAUAUGCAGAGAACCCGGAGCGUUUUACAAGCGCACCCCAGGUUCUGUGCAGCCAGGCGUUCUCGAGUGGGGAGCACAUAUGGGUGGUAGAAAUUGGGGCCGGUAGCAUGUGGUCGCUGGGUGUGUGUUACAAGAGCAUCCCUCGCCGUGGUGACCACAGUCGUUUGGGACACAACUCUGUUUCCUGGCGGCUGCAAUGGAAAAACGGCAAGCUGACAGUGUGCCAGACGUCCUGCAACGUGGCUCUGGGGGAAAUCACCAAUCAUCCAAUGAGGAUUGAGAUGGCGCUGAACUAUGAGGCGGGGACAUUAAUGUUCCACAACACCAAAGGGCGCAGGGAGCAUCUCCACACCUUCAGGGCUGUGUUUAGGGAGCCCGUUUACCCAGCGUUCAGUAUACAUUCAAACACACCAGAGUCCUGGAUCACACUGCACAGUGAGAUGUGAUUAAACCACAAGUAACAUGCAGCCUGGGCAUUGUUCUAGAUUCAGAGUUACAUUUUACUUCACACAUAAAGAAGGUGACCAAAACAGCUUUUUAGUACUUAAGAAACAUUGCCAAAGUAUGAUCAUUCCUAUUUUAUAAAGAUGCUUAUACAUUUUUUUUUAUUUCAAAUAGAUUAGAUUAUUGCAAUGCUCUUUUUACUGAGCUUCCCAAAUAGUCAAUUGAAAUAUGUCUUACUUAUUAAUAUGUCUAUACUUAUUCAGAACUGUGCCCCCAGUUUUAGCUACACUACAUUGGCUACCACUAUCUUUUAAAAUAGAUUUAAGGUUCUUUUACUUGUUUUUAAAGCUCUCAGUGGUUUGGGAACAGCCUACAUUGCAGACUCUCUGUCGUUCUAUAAUCCUUCACGAGAUCUCAAAUCUGCCUAUGCUUGAUUACACACAAUUAUACACACAAGGAAAUAGGCAUUUUUUUAACUAUUCUCAAAAAUGAUGGGAUACCCUACCAGGAGCUAUAGGAGAUGCGGGCUUUGUGGACAUUUUUAAACGACCGCUUAAAACCUAUUUAUUUAAUUUGGCUUAUAAUUUUGACCAUUCUUCUUCAUAUUAUUAUCUGCUUUACUAAUCCUCUCUAUUAUUUUUAAUAGUCUAAAUGGUCUUUGAUUUUUUUUUUUACUUGCACUUAUAUAUUUUAUCAUCUUUUUAUUGUCUUAUUUCAUUGUCUAUUUUUCCUUGUUGAAAUGUGUUGCAUUAUUAUUUUUUUUUACCGUAAAGCACAUUGAGCAACAUCUGUUAUAUGAAAAGUGCUUUAUAAAUAAAGAUUAUUGUUACUAACACAACUUGUAAUGUUCAAUAUUUUCCAUAUAUAGAAUUUGUUUGGAUGUUCGACCAAGUAAAUUGGCCUCCAACAGAGACUUUUUUUUUGUACUUGUGGAUUUACUGGUUUCUUUCAAAAGUCUGUAUGGAAAACAUUCAUAAAAGUGCAGAUCGGUUAAGAAUUCUGCCAAGAUGGGUUGCAUUUAUGUGUAAUUGUAGUGGAAAAAUGACUUUCCUGUUCAGAAAUUAGCUUGUUGUUCUGUAUCCCACAAUUCAGAACUUUGGCUACCCCAAAAAAUACUCACUGGAAAACAAUGCUUCUUAAUGCCAUGCUUUUAUACAAAACCAUGACUGCAUUAAGGAACUGAAGCAUUUUAAUCACCAGAUAAUUUGUUUACAAAAACUUUUUUAUUCACAAUUAGGAAGAUUGUUGUGGAGUAUAGAGAUCAAUAAGCAUGUUCCAUAAAUUAAUUUGCUUUUUUUUGCCAUUUGUUUAUCUGAGAGAUGCUAACAUUUAUCAUGUUUUUCUGUCUGUUUAUUGAAAGUUAACUGAAUGUCUACUGAAUGGUUGUGUGGUUUCCUUGUAAGUUCUUUAUAUACAGUAAACAUUGACGUGCGUGAACACUGACAUUUAGGGGAGACUUGCUUGUGUUUAUGCUACAAAUAAACUCUGAUGGUAAUGCA
This is a messenger RNA of Sebastes umbrosus (honeycomb rockfish), 3401 nucleotides long. Its product is annotated as E3 ubiquitin/ISG15 ligase TRIM25-like. Bases 267 to 1904 code for a protein of 545 amino acids. Gene Ontology annotation, molecular function: protein binding; zinc ion binding. NCBI's taxonomy places the organism in Eukaryota, Metazoa, Chordata, Actinopteri, Perciformes, Sebastidae. The transcript is spliced from 4 exons. The record is from RefSeq and is a predicted model, not a curated record.